UCAUGGAACAGCAGCAGGUGGGAGGAAACGAAGAUCAAGGUGGUGGUGGUGGCAAAGCUACGACGACGAGCUUCCUCUGCAGGCAGAGCAGCACGAGGUGGACUCCGACAACGGACCAGAUCAGAAUCUUGAAGGAUCUUUAUUACAACAACGGCGUGAGGUCUCCCACCGCCGAGCAGAUUCAGCGCAUCUCCGCCAAGCUAAGGCAGUACGGCAAGAUCGAGGGCAAAAACGUCUUUUACUGGUUCCAGAAUCACAAGGCCCGCGAGCGCCAGAAGAAGCGCUUCACCGCCGACAUCCCAAUGCACAGACCCACCUCCUCCGCCGAUCACCACAUUUACGGCAAAUUCCCUAACAUAAACCCUGGGAAUUUUGCGUCUUCAUCUGCUUCCUCUGCGGGUGGUAAUUUGCUGAAUGUUGGAGGCUAUGGGUAUGGAUCUGUGGCCAUGGAGAAAAGCUUUAGGGAAUGCUCCAUAACACCAAAUGCAAAUGUGGGAGGGCAGAAUUUUGCAUGGAUUGGGGUUGAUCCCUACUCUUCUCCCUACCCUUUUCUCGAAAGGAAAAGAAGCAUCAACGACCAAACCCUAGAAACAGCUGAGGAGGAUGAGGAGGAGGCGCCGGAGAUCGAGACCCUCCCGCUCUUCCCUAUGCACGGCGACAUCAAGCAGGACUUCAACGGGUGGCACCAUCGCGGCGACGAUGCCAUGGCCGCCGGUUCUAGGACUUCGUUGGAACUUAGCCUUAACUCCUAUGCAGCCGGAUUCCCUCACUAGGGCUUCAAUA
Messenger RNA from Salvia hispanica, 783 nucleotides. It is a transcript of the gene WUS, whose product is annotated as Homeodomain-like superfamily protein. Gene Ontology annotation, biological process: plant organ development. The record is from RefSeq and is a predicted model, not a curated record. Gene Ontology annotation, molecular function: DNA binding; DNA-binding transcription factor activity. Lineage: Eukaryota; Viridiplantae; Streptophyta; Magnoliopsida; Lamiales; Lamiaceae.